ACUCAAACACUCUCGCGCUUCAAAGUUCCCUUUGAUCUGGACCGCUGGUCGUCGGUGAAAACGCAGAAGGGAAACAUUAUUUUACCGUGGUUGCUGCUGUGCGAAAGAAAUUGGCGCGGAAUUAGGAGCACUGCGCAAACAAGAUAGAUGUGAACGUUGAUGGGAUGAGAUGGUCAUGUGGUGUAGAAGGAAGAAGGGACACAGACAUCGGAAUGCCACAGGCUGUCUCGCCGCUGCUCUUCCUUCUGGUGCUCGUAGGAUAUGCUAUUGCAGGGCUCAGCAUAUGGCCCUCAUUCCAUGUUGCCCUUAGUAACGGGAGUGUAUUUGUGGACUUCAACGCCAAAUCCAAAAACAACACCAUCAGCAACAUAAGCCUCUCUCUAGUCAACAUGGAAACCAAUACCUCAGUUCUGUCCAGGACCCUCCCCAGCAACAAACUGGUCGGUAGGGAGGAGUUCAAUUGUUCCUGCUUCCUGUAUGCAGGAACUUUCCGCUUCCUGCUGAGGCAGACCAGCAUCACUGCUGUUUCUCAUGCUAACAGAACGGAUGUCAGCAGCACGGAGAGCUCAGCCUCCUGGUGGAGCUCUGAACUGCAAGUGCAGUGGCCCACUUUUCACAUUUCUGUGGAAAGAGCAGGAAACCAUUCCGAAUAUUUUCAGGUUGGGUUAUCCACUAAUGAACACUUUCAGACUUGCUCCAGCGUCACUGACCCUGCCCUCUUUUUAGAAGUGAGUUACAUGGAACACAACCAGGUAGGACGAAACACCAUUGACAAAGUUCGAGCCCAAACACGGAAACCGAUCAAGCCCCUUCGUUCGCAGAGUGUUGAGCUACCCUGUGCUUUCCCCUUCACUGAGAGAGACUUCAUAAGAGUGGCUCUAGAAUCCCCUCAUACAGUCCAAGAAGUAAAGACCUCUGGACCUCUUUAUCUGUCCCGUAUUUUCUCCUACAAACUACUUGUGGACAACGUAAAUGCCUAUAAAAGUGGUUGCAUGGGCACAAUGACUGUUAAGAUGAUAACCCCACCAUGUACUCAUGUCAAUGGGAAAAUACUGCUGUAUAAUGCAGGUCUAGGAAGGGGGGUUGAUAGUACCUCCCCUGUGAUGGGGUUUGGACCAGAGGAAUCUUCUUCUUCUCCGAUGGCAUUUAACUGGCUCACAGAAGAGGAAAAUGAGACUGAAUUCAACUGCUCUGUUUUUUACCCAGGAAGACAUAAGUACUGCUUCCGCUUUGUUUUCAACGUCAGUCGCUCCCCUAGUCCAGCACAUACAUGUCUGGUGGUUUACAGAAGUACAGAAUCUUGGGGGCCGUGGCAACCAUGGAGUGUUUGCAGUGUGAGUUGUGGAGAGGGAGUGAGGGAAAGAGUACGUGAGUGUUUGCUGCCUUCUGGUGUGCAAGGCAUGCAGUGCACUGGCAUGAUGAAGGAACAGUCUCUAUGCUCCCUGGAGGACUGUAACAUGUUACCUUCUCCAUCUCCAACUCUGCACUCUGUACCAGGCGGAGAAUCCCCCCUUGGUGGAAACAUGAUUGUGGUUCUGGGUAUUUCCCUCUGCUUGGCAGUGAUUAUGGCAACUGUUGUGGUGUCUGUGUGGAGAAAGCUUUGCCAGACUCCUCAGUGUAGCUCGGUCCACAGAGGCUCCGUUCAUUCACCUGGGGGGCGCAAACUUUCAGAUGAGGCCUCCAUCUGUGGCCACAGCCUCCAAAGGCCCAGCGUAUCUGAUGGUCAUUGCCCAUCAGGGGCAGUCAUUUCCCAGAAAGAGAGACCCUCACUGGGAGCUCAGCCUCUCUCACCACAGCCACUGGUGAUCCCACUUUCACAGGAUCCAGAAAGGCUGUCUCCCACAGGUCAGAAGGUGUUGCCACCAGUAUUUGGCUACCGCUUGGCUCAGCAACAACUGAAAGAGAUGAAGAAGCAGGGGUUAAAAGAGGCCACGCAGCUGUACCACGUCUCUUCAAGCCCUGUCCAUGACACUGUGGUAGAAUCGUGUGCCUCACCCACCACCUCCCCAAUUCCUUCACCUACUGGAUUUGCUUGUUCUACUCUUCCUUUAUGUUUGCAGGACAAUGGUAAUCAAAGCCAUUUUUGUACAUCAACUCCCUUGUCUGAGCUUUCACAACAGACAUUGGGGGUCACAUCAGACAGACUGAGUCCUAGAGUGGAAUUAGUUUUGGGUCCUCCUUCUGUCUCUGGGAGGAGCUCUAAAUGGCGUGAUCGCACGGCUGACUGGGUGGAGAUGGUAGAGAGGAGUAAGAUGCCAGGUCUUAGGGGAGGAGGAGAUGCAGCACCAGGAAAUAGUUACCACAAGAAUCCAAACUUCAGACGGACCUCAAGCUUUAAUGACACCAAACUCCUUUCGACUUCUUCAGCUCAGUCCAUGCAGUUUAGAGAAAGGAGCAUGACCCAGGUGGGAUCUCGGACACGUCCAGAAGGAAGUUCUUCCACCAAAGGGAAAUGGGAGAGACAGCCUCACCCCUCUUACCCCAUCCCGGAGCACAGAGUCUCAGACUGGAGUACAACCAGAGCCCAGAGUAAUGACCAGAGGAAGGCUUGGGUGGAGACAGCAGCUUCUUCACGUAAUAAUCAAGUCAAACACACUGGAACAAACACAAACAACUUUUCAAUAUCUGAGAAAAAUGCUAAAGACUUUAGUGGAACUGGGGAAAGAAAGAGGCUUGCCGACCCUGGAGGCAGAGUUGCAGAGUUGGUCUCUGGUAUCGGCGGUCCAUCCCUUACACGUCCCUGGUCUCAGGAAGUGAACCAGCUGGGUGUAGGCCGAGCUGAGUGGGCUGAGCAGAACUGGAACCGCCGAGGCCCAUCGCCCAUCCAGAGGAACAUCCUAGCUAGAAAACUGAAAGAGGCUCAGUCCUGUUCUGGGGCCAAAGGACGCCAGCGAAGCUCCAGCUUUAAUGUCUCAUCAUCUGAUCAAAGGAAAGAUUGGUGCCACUCUCUGCCAAUGUCUAGGGACCAGAACCUCAGUGGUGGCUCCCCUUACAGGCUGAGUGAGGCGGAAAAGAGGAUGCUCGACUUGGAUCUGUCCACGGUCUUUGUACACGAGAAUGAGUAGAAAAUCAGUUAUCGCACUACCAUGUUAAAAUGUUUUCAUAUGUUAGAAAAACAAAAGUAGAACAACAAGCGACUCAUUUUUUUUAUUUUAUUUUUUUAUAGAUUGGUUGUAACAUUUCCCAGGUAUGAUGAGCCUUUUCACUUUUCUGCAAAGGUCAAACACAAGCUAGAUCAGCAACAGUAUUCAAAAUGCAACAGAAAAAGGGUUUAUGUAAACUUUAAAUCUACAGUUUUAGUCAUGCUGUGAAGUCACAAUGUUUAUUAUAGUAAGAAUUAUGGCAUUUUCUGCUCCUCGGGGACCUUUAAAAUUGGGAUUCUAAUUUGUGUAGAAAUGGGCAGUUCUAAUGAUAUGUGCACAGGUUAUAGUAUUAAACAAGAAUUGUGUUUAUAUAUAUAUAAAUAUAUACAUAUAUAUUUUUUUUAUGUAUACAUUUUUUUCACAUUAAAACCACAAACUUUAUAGUA
Molecule: messenger RNA, 3529 nt
Organism: Girardinichthys multiradiatus
Lineage: Eukaryota; Metazoa; Chordata; Actinopteri; Cyprinodontiformes; Goodeidae
Product: thrombospondin type-1 domain-containing protein 1
Exons: 8
Coding region: 165-3065 (966 amino acids)
Cellular component (GO): cell periphery
Source: RefSeq, a predicted model, not a curated record